This is a messenger RNA of Gigantopelta aegis, 1332 nucleotides long. Its product is annotated as surfeit locus protein 6 homolog. Gene Ontology annotation, biological process: ribosomal small subunit biogenesis; ribosomal large subunit biogenesis. NCBI's taxonomy places the organism in Eukaryota, Metazoa, Mollusca, Gastropoda, Neomphalida, Peltospiridae. The transcript is spliced from 5 exons. Gene Ontology annotation, cellular component: nucleolus. The record is from RefSeq and is a predicted model, not a curated record. The coding region runs from base 203 to 1294 and encodes 363 amino acids. Gene Ontology annotation, molecular function: DNA binding; RNA binding.
GAAAAAGUGACACCUGGUGGCCAGAUUUUGUCAACACGUGCAUGUGUUUUAGCAUCUUUACUUUUAAUUAGCCUAUAGUUUAAAUGUAACACUUUAUAGUCUGCUCUAGCAUAUGGAUUUCACAUUUCAAGUUCGUUGUAUUUUGCCAGAAAUCCAACGUAUUUUGAGACGGACUGUAUACUGAUUUUAAUUUGUAACCUUGAUGGAGUCUUCGUCAGAUUCUGAUGAGUCGGUUUCUAAAGCAGUCAGUGUUUCCAUACCCAGACUUCAGAUUGAAACUGACAGAGACUUCUUCGAGUCGUUCAUUGACCUGGUGCCAGCUACAACAUUCUUCAAUGCUGAUGCCAAGAGGAAAAUCCGAGGAGAAGAUUCAGAUUCUGAUUCCGACUCUAUGGAAGAUGAAGAUGAUGAGCCACAACCACAGAAGAAGUCAUCAAAACAUAAAAAUGGUUUUCAGAAUGAUCCGCUACAGACAAAAACCGUCUCACAGUUGCAGGGGGAUCUAGCAGUACUUGAUGAAGAAAGAAAGAAAAAGGGUAAAGUUGUACCCAAGAAGAUGAAAAACAAGAAAAGUAAGAAAAAGUCCACCAAACAGGAAAAGCACACCGACAUAGAGGCCCUGCGUGAAAAGCUGCAUGCCAGGAUGCAAGAGUUAAGGGGUAGAACAGGGAAUUUGACUUCAGAGGAAUUACGAGAGCAAAAAAGGCUAAGAAGAAAAGAGAAGAAGUUGGCGAAGAAAAAACCUAAGAAUAAACGAUCCAAAAUAAUUGGAGCCCAGUCAGAUGACACUGUCUUGAGUAAUUCAGCCUUAAAGGUUGCACCGUCAUCACAUAAACCGGUUUUUAACAAGGAGGGGAAAAUGGUUUUUAGUAAAUUUGAUUUCACAGACACAGGGGAGAAAGAUACCCCAAAAAGUGAAUUCAAGGGAAAGGACUAUAAACGUUUGUUAGAAAAGGUAGAAAAGAGGAAAGAAAUAGUGACCAAGUUACGGGAAAAAGAUGCUGCAGCAGCAGAUAAAUUUGAAGAAAAGAUGUCAUGGCAGGCAGCAUUAAAUAAGGCACAGGGCGCGAAGGUCAAGGACAAUCCAGAACUUUUAACGAAAGCUGCAAAACGGAAGGACAAAAUGAAACACAAAAAACAGAAAGUGUGGCAGGAUAGACAAAACACAGUAAAACAAAAACUGGAAGAGAAACAGCAAAAAAGAAAGGCUAAUAUUAACAAGAAAAAAGAUGAAAGAAAAGACAAAAAACGAAAAAAACUUAUAAAGAAGGGAAGAAUUAUUCCAGGCUUUUGAUUGGUUGGCAGUUUUUAAAUAUACACAAAAAUACAAAA